Messenger RNA from Plasmodium vinckei vinckei, 642 nucleotides. Its product is annotated as fam-b protein. The record is from RefSeq and is a predicted model, not a curated record. The transcript is spliced from 3 exons. NCBI's taxonomy places the organism in Eukaryota, Apicomplexa, Aconoidasida, Haemosporida, Plasmodiidae. The coding region runs from base 1 to 642 and encodes 213 amino acids.
AUGAAGCAAUUCACCAUUUUAAAAAAAUUGAUAUAUUUUUCGAUAUUUAUUUGUUCUUUGGGGCACACUACAAAUGUUUUAUGUGAUGUAAGCGCAGACAAAAAUGGGCCCACGCUAUUAGCUCCAUUAGAUUUAAAAUUUAGUAAAUUCUCAAGCAAUAAUGAUUAUAUAUUAGAUUUAAUGUAUUCUUAUGAUUCACUUAUAGAAGCUGUAGCUAAGAGUUUACAACCGGAUGAAGAUUGUGGAGAAACAUCAGCCAGUGAUGAUGAUACUAAAUCAAAUGAAGAUUUAGAUGAGGAUAACCAGUUUGGCAUUUUAGGGGGAAUAUAUGAUGAAGAAGAAAUUUCAAAGAUCAAUACCAUGAAGAGAUCAAUAAGGACUAAAAAAAGUGAUAAUAUAUAUCAAGACAAAAAAGCAUCAAAGAAACCAUCUGAAGUUGAUGAGUAUGAUGUGAAUAGUAAUUAUGAUGAAUUCGAAGAUGAGUAUUAUAAAAUAUGUUUAAGUCCUAGUUAUAAGAAAUUAGAAAGUAAAUAUACUAAUAAUAGCACGCUAUCAGUUAUAUUAAAAUAUUUAAUAUAUAUAAGUAGCGCUUUAUAUCAUAUCUCCAAUUUGGCUAUUAUUGCUAUAUAUACUUUCUAUUGA